AUGCCCCACCCUGCGCCCGGGGCCCGGCUCCGGCUCCUCGCCGCCGCCGCCCUGGCCGGCCUGGCCGUCAUCAGCCGAGGGCUGCUGUCCCAGAGUCUGGAGUUCAACUCCCCGGCUGACAACUACACAGUGUGUGAAGGGGACAACGCCACCCUCAGCUGCUUCAUCGACGAGCACGUGACCCGCGUGGCCUGGCUGAACCGCUCCAACAUCCUGUACGCUGGCAAUGACCGCUGGACCAGCGACCCCCGCGUGCGGCUGCUCAUCAACACGCCUGAGGAGUUCUCCAUCCUCAUCACGCAGGUGGGACUGGGCGACGAGGGCCUCUACACCUGCUCCUUCCAGACGCGCCACCAGCCGUACACCACUCAGGUCUACCUCAUUGUGCACGUCCCCGCCCGUAUCGUCAACAUCUCCUCGCCGGUGACCGUGAACGAGGGUGGCAACGUGAACCUGCUCUGCUUGGCUGUGGGGCGGCCCGAGCCCACGGUCACUUGGAGACAGCUCCGAGAUGGCUUCACCUCGGAGGGCGAGAUCCUGGAGAUCUCCGGCAUCCAGCGCGGCCAGGCUGGCGAAUAUGAGUGCGUGACGCACAACGGGGUGAACUCGGCGCCCGACAGCCGCCGCGUGCUGGUCACAGUCAACUAUCCUCCGACCAUCACCGACGUGACGAGCGCGCGCACCGCCCUGGGCCGGGCCGCCCUCCUACGCUGCGAGGCCAUGGCGGUGCCACCCGCGGACUUCCAGUGGUACAAGGACGACAGACUGCUGAGCAGCGGCACAGCCGAGGGCCUGAAGGUGCAAACGGAGCGCACCCGCUCCAUGCUUCUCUUCGCCAACGUGAGCGCCCGGCAUUAUGGCAACUACACGUGUCGCGCCGCCAACCGGCUCGGAGCGUCCAGCGCUUCCAUGCGACUCCUACGCCCGGGAUCCCUGGAGAACUCUGCACCCAGACCCCCGGGGCCCCUGGCUCUGCUCCCGGCCCUGGGCUGGCUGUGGUGGAGGGUGUAG
Messenger RNA from Ochotona curzoniae (black-lipped pika), 1011 nucleotides. It is a transcript of the gene IGLON5, whose product is annotated as IgLON family member 5. Lineage: Eukaryota; Metazoa; Chordata; Mammalia; Lagomorpha; Ochotonidae. Gene Ontology annotation, cellular component: neuron projection. The record is from RefSeq and is a predicted model, not a curated record. The coding region runs from base 1 to 1011 and encodes 336 amino acids. The transcript is spliced from 8 exons.